Molecule: messenger RNA, 2121 nt
Organism: Daphnia pulicaria
Lineage: Eukaryota; Metazoa; Arthropoda; Branchiopoda; Diplostraca; Daphniidae
Gene: HGTX
Product: homeobox protein Nkx-6.1-like
Exons: 3
Coding region: 241-1632 (463 amino acids)
Biological process (GO): regulation of transcription by RNA polymerase II; cell differentiation
Cellular component (GO): nucleus
Molecular function (GO): DNA-binding transcription factor activity, RNA polymerase II-specific; RNA polymerase II cis-regulatory region sequence-specific DNA binding
Source: RefSeq, a predicted model, not a curated record
UGCUGUUUAAACGAUUGAUGUGAACAACUCUGAUAACGUCCUCCUAUUUGUCAAGUGGUGCCGCGCUCUAUACCUACUCUAACGUGAAAUUAAUGGUGAAUUGGUUUCAAAAUCUAACAAGAUUUCAGACUUGAUACAGUUAGUUGUGCAAGGAUAACAUCAUCAUAUUUUCGAGUGAUAUUCCGAAUAGUUUUCUCAUCUGGUCAGCAGACCGAAUUUGAAAAAAAAAACGCGGAAAAAAUGCCAAGUGGCGUCAGAUUGGCUGAUCCCGUCGCACUUGGAAUCACGACUUGUAGUAAUUCUGACGUCAGUUUAAAUAACCCCAACAGUUCGAUCGACACCUUCUCCUGUGCAAAGCCCCUGGACCUAGCAACCAAUACUAAAAUUGCUUUGAAUGAAUCUUUCACCUCGUCGGACGACAGCGUGAAAAUGGGCUGCUCGGAGAAUAUCGACUCGUCAAGUUGUAGCUCCAGCCCAAUCACCCGAGACUCUCCAACCGAUUUAAGUCAAAAGGAAUCAUCAUCAGGUCUCUCCAAUCAGCAACAGCACAUGUUACCAGUUCGAGACGACCGGGAAGGCAUCAGCAGUCCAUCAGUUAACCACAACUUAUUCUUUUCCCGCUCAGUCGAUCGAAUUUCACCGAUCGAAGGCUCUCUGCCUGGAUUCCGAUCUUACAGUGCCAAUCACGAUCCUCCUGAAUUCCAGUCUAUGCAUUCCGCUCUGCAGAUCUGUUCGCCGCAACAUGGUCUCCCGAGUUUCCACUACAUUCCGCGAUUAACGUCUUUCCCGUUGGCGCCUACUUCUUCCAAACAUCCGAUGGCUCUUUCGUCCCCGGUUGUCGUACCGCCGGCCACCACUCAGAAGUUGGGCAAAACCGUCGAAGCAUUUGAUAUUUCCUCGAAGGUAAAUCAGCACGUGCGUCCCGUAGAGAUUUCCAAGUCGCCGUCGCUGCUGUUGGAACCGGUGAACACUACGCCGACCGAAGAGAAUUCCUCGGUUUCGGCAACACCUCACGGGAUCGAAAACAUUUUGAAUCGACCACUGCCGCGGCCGGCCCUUGUGAUGUCGCCGGUGUCUCAACAGUGCCACCAGCAAUCGUGUUCGAGUAAUACCCCCCAAUUCCAGUCAUCCUUCCUUGGAUUACCAAGGAGCCAAAUAGCGUUGGAUUUCUCGAGCGGAGUCAACAGCAUAGGUCUGCACUCACCGAAUUUCCCAGGAAUUUACUGGCCGACUUUGCAGUCGUUCAUCGAUAACCCUGGACUGCAAACGUUAAGAGACCGUUUAAAAAGAAAUGAUUCUGAAGAACUCAAUUGCCGCUUGGAACAAGAUUCAAAGAAGAAACACACGCGGCCAACCUUUAGCGGCCAACAAAUCUUCGCCCUGGAGAAAACGUUCGAACAGACGAAAUAUUUGGCGGGUCCCGAACGAGCGAAACUUGCCUAUGGACUCAACAUGUCGGAAUCUCAAGUCAAGGUUUGGUUUCAAAAUCGGCGGACAAAGUGGCGUAAGAAACAUGCGGCCGAGUUGGCAACCGCCAAAAAGCGCCAGGAAGAAGCCGAGGUUGUGAACGACGACCUCUUUGAUGACGAGGAAAUCUACACUGACGAUUCGGUUGAUGUGAAACAAAAAUGAAUGUGUACGUAAUAUACUUGUCGUAUUAUGCAUAUAUAAAUACGUAUGAUUUAAAAAUCGACAAAUGGUGUGUGCUGAGGGGAUUUUGGAAUGGAUUCAUUAUUUUUGCAAAAUUCGCUUCUUGUCUAAUCUUUUUUAUUAUUAUUUCAUUGCCAAAACCGUACGAUUUCAAACUUCUAAGAAAGAAAAAAACUUAAGAAUACCCAACUGACCAGUUAUGUUCAUUUGUAUUUAAUGUAAUCUGUGAUUGUAGUAGCCCAAUUUUUUUUGUGUUCAUUAUUUUGGAAGUAUACCUAUGCGAAAAUUUGAGUAGUCUGUUAUUACUCACUCGUGUAAAAUGUGCAAAUGUCUAUGUCUACCCACAUAUAGUAAUAAUGUCUUAAAAGCUCUUACAAAUUCUUGUUCUCUUUUUUAAUUGUUAACACGUGAAAUAAAACGUUCAAGAAUCCCUAAAACAGUAAGCUAUUGGGUUUUUUUUAAAUCUGCAUU